Blepharisma stoltei is the source of this 3157-nucleotide messenger RNA. Lineage: Eukaryota; Ciliophora; Heterotrichea; Heterotrichida; Blepharismidae. The record is from the annotation of a GenBank genome assembly.
AUGAGGCUGUUAAUUUUAAUCGUUAGUGUAUGUUUUGCAGAAUUCACUGACACAUUAACCAAGGAAAACCAAAAUUUACUAGAAUCCAAUCGAUAUUUACAUUCUCAGCUUAUCCAGCUAGCCCAAAAGGUGAAUUUUACUACGCAAAUCCAAGAUGACUAUUUUUAUAACAAACAAAUGAUGCUGUCUUUAAUAGGAGAAUAUGAAAUGGAAGCUGACGAAAUCGUUAGGACUGCUAUUGCUGAACAAAUGCUUGUAUAUACUCAAGGGUUAUUUGAAGAUGCCAAUUUAUUAGGAGGACAUAUAGAGGGUGUUUCCAGCAAAGAAUUAAUUGAAAUCCACCAUUUCCUGAAAACAAGCAUAGAGAAUAUUAAAAAAAUCCAAAGGGCUCAAAAAUUCGGGACUGUUUAUAAUGAGUUAAAAAGCAUUGUUUUGGAAAAAGAUAUAAAUGUCAGAGAUUUACAAACUGAAAAUGCUCAAAUCAAUGCAGAAAUACAAAAGAAAAAUGGAGAACUAGAAGAAGUGAAAAGUCUUUACAGCCAUAAUAAACAAAGAAUUGGUCUGCUAAGGGAAGAGCUAGAAAUGACGAAAAAAGACCAUGAAGAUUGGCUAAAUUCGCUUAAAUCGAUAUCACAAAGUGAGCAGCAGCAAUCCCGAGCUAAAGAGCGCAAAAAAUUUAAGUUGUAUCAAGAAUUACAAGAUUAGAUUAGAGGCAGCAAUUUUUAAGACCCCACUUCCUAUACACCAUGCAGUCCACACCAAAAAUUGUGGAGUGGCAACAACAAGACUUCAAAGCUGGGGCCGAAGCUUCUAGCUUCUCUGUAAUGAGCAACCUUUUGAUCCGUCCUAUGGAUUUUGCCAUUAACACCAUUUCCAACUCCGAAGCCACUAUUAGUUAACCCUGCUUAGUUCUGCCAAGAUCGCCCCUUUCCGCGACCCUUUUAGACUGGAAAGGAUAGCUCUAAAACAUUGUCUUCCUGUCUUCACCUUUUCCCCUGAAUCAGCUCCAAAGAAAAAACUCAAGAGGCUUGCUCCCAUUCCCAUUAGGGACAGGCCACAAAGUAGCAUAGAUAGGAAAGCCGCCCUGCAUCUGUCGUACAUCUUCAAGACCUGGGCGCUUCUAGCAAAAAACUGCUACUCAGGUCAAUCCACUAAUCAGCGGAAAUAGUGCUGAGCCUCCCACUUCGAGGCUAGCUCAACCCACAGGCAGCUCCUCGUGCCAAAAAAUGACAUCCGGAUAUACACAAGGGCAUCCGCCACUGAGUGGGCAGGCCGCCUUCACCAGCCAUUUUAUGAAUAAGAAUUACAAGAUAAAAUCAUUUCCAGCUUACAAACUAAAAUUGCUGAACAAAGCAUCAAAAUCCAAGAGCUUUCCUCUGAAAAAGCAGCAAUGACUUCUCGAUCUCGUUUACUAACUCCCCCCCCCCCUCCGUGAGCGAACAAAAUCAUUAGAAAAAUCGCCAUUUUUUGACCAAAAAAACCCACCCUCCGUGAGUGAACAAAAAUUUUUUUUAAUAGAAAAAAUUUUAAUGGAAAAAAAUUUUGAUAUAUAAGUGAUAAUUAGUAUAAUGAAAUCUAGAGCUAAUUCUGUUUAAUUUUAAACAAAUUGCGUUUUUAAAACAUAAAUUUUGCAAAUUAAAUUAAUAUUUGCUUCCCAAUUUUUGCAAAUUAGGAUUUUUUUAAAUUUCGAAAAAAAAUAUUUUUUAUAAAAUUUAUAUAUAAAUUUUUUUUAAAAAAAAAAAUUAACCCCCCUCCGUGAGCGAACAAAAUUUUUUUGUUCGCUCACGGAGGGGGGGGGGGGAGUAAGCAACACAGUAGAUCGGCUUCAUUCUGACCUAGAACUAAAAUCUUCUCACUCCCCCCCUUUAAAUUGGAACUAAAAAUUUUGUUCCAAUUUAAAGGGGGGGGUUAAUUUUUUUUUAAAAAAAAAUAUCAAUAUAAAAUUUUUUAUAAAAAAUAUAAAAAUUUAAAAAAAAAAAUUUCAAAAACUUAUCGAAGUAGAUCAAUAAAUUUGUUUAAUAAAACGCUAUUUACUCUUUAUCCUUUAAAACAAAGCAAGAUAUAUAACUAAAUUUUCAUUAUUAGCUAAUACGCCACUAUUAAUUGGUAUCAAAAUUAUUUACACAAAAAAUUUUAUUUUUUAUUGAUAAAAAAAAUUAAAAAAAAAAAAAAUUUUGGAAAAAUUUAUCGAUCAAAGUGCUAAUUUUGUUUAAAUAAGAUGUUAUUUAUACUCUAUUCUUUAAAAUAAAGCAAGAAUUAAGUAAAUUUUGAAAUUUUAUAAAGAAUUCCUAUUGAAUUUAUAUUAAAACUAUCCAAAUAAAAAAUAUCAUUUUUAUCAAAAAAAAAAAAAAAAAAUUUUUUUGAAAAUUUUUAAAAAAAAAAAAUUAAUUUUUUUUUAAAAUUUACCAAUUAAGGAUAAUAAAUUUAUUUAAAUAAGAUGCUCUUUAUACUUUUUUCUUUAAAAAAGAGCAAGAUAUAAAUAAAAUUUUUAAUUUUAGUUAAGAAGAAACAUUUAACUUAUAUCAAAACUUUUUAGAUAAAAAUUUAUAUAUAAUUUUUUAUUAUAAAAUGAAAUUUUGUUCCAAUUUAAAGGGGGGUUAAUUUACAAAAAAGUGGAAAUUUUACCGAUAUUUUGUUCCAAUUUAAAGGGGGGGGGAGUCAGUUGCAAUCUGCUCAGCUGAAAUUUGACGAAUUUCGUGAACAAGUUUCUUUAGACAGUGACAUUGAAAUAGCAAGCAUUGAAGAAAAUGAGCGACAAGUGAAAUCUCAGCUGAGAGAACUGAAGUCUAAACAUACUGAGCUCUUAGUAACUUUAACGUCUCUUCAGAAAGAAAAAGAAUCAACUGUCUUUUUAAUUGGCCAGUUUGAUAACUAUAUUAGUGAGCUUGAACUUGAAGUAGCAGAAUCAGCAAAUAGAGAAGAUUUAGCAGUGAAAUUCAGAGAUUUAGAAAUAAAGCAAGAGGAAAAUAAAGUUCAGGACUCAUUUUUGAUAAGAGAUGAGGUGGGGAAAGAACUACAGAUUUUGCUUCAAAAAAUUGAUUCUGAAGCGAAAUCAAUACAGGAAAUACAAGAUAAGCUGCAUGCUUUUGGGUAUAGAGAGGAGGCUCCAAGUAAAACAGUGACGACGUUUUCCAAAAAAUUUCUUUUUUCAGAUUAG